AUACGACAUGCUCAAAUCAGGUGGUGGAAUGCUCUACAAGCCAUACAGGGAAUACAACCGCAGCCGCUCUCCAAGGCCCCCGGCAGGCUCUUCGGACCGCGAUAUGUCACUCGCUACGAGCUCAAUAGUGUCGGCAAGCCGCACAGGUACCAAUGAAAACACUUUCAAGUUUCCUGCAGACAAUCAGAAAAGCGGGGACGGGCAAAUGAGGUCGUUGGUCACUGCAGGCAACAUGGCCGGAGCCACAUUAAAGAGUUUGGCAAAUUUACCGGUUCUUACUUCAAAGGCGUAGUGGUGGAGAUCCCGCACGCCGCUGCAGAUGGUUCCCAACAGAUUCCUCGGUUAUACUGGGCAUAACCUAAGAACUAUAGCACUAUGAAGGAUUGGGAGUCAGGGGCUUCGAUGGGUGGUUGCAACUUUGUGGAUGGCAUGACGGACGGGUUCACCGGAUCCUUUACACAGCCCAUCAAGGGGG
Molecule: messenger RNA, 475 nt
Organism: Aspergillus saccharolyticus JOP 1030-1
Lineage: Eukaryota; Fungi; Ascomycota; Eurotiomycetes; Eurotiales; Aspergillaceae
Exons: 1
Coding region: 8-292 (94 amino acids)
Source: RefSeq, a predicted model, not a curated record